AUGUUCUAAGACAAUUUGAUCAACUCUAGCCAAUACUUGUAAAUUGCAUAGACUGGCUCGCAAUAGCAACAAUAAUAACAGCAAUAGCAACUACAAUCACAGCCUAAUCGUCAAAUCACUAACUCUGAUGCUAUGAUUAAAGAAUAUUGCAAGAAAGAGAUGCUAGAAAUUCAGCGCUCGUUUGAAUCGCAUCCAAAGAGUCUCUAAACUUGCCCAUCUCCUUAAUCUAACUAGCAGACUGUUACUCCUACCAACAAUAGCUUUUCUACCUAGCAAAUUAUUUCUUAAAUAGAUAAUACUCAGUAGUCAAACCUAUAGACUGGAGUAAUCAGCGACUUCAAUUUUGCUGUAAAUAUUGAUCAGCUUAUGAAAUUUAAUGAUGAAGAAGACAACAAUCCAAAACAAAAUGCUUCUGGGAAUGCCUCCACAUAAAACUCAAACAAUGGAAACCAAGGAAGAUGGACGAAGGAAGAGCACUUGCGCUUUGUAGAAGGACUUUCUCUAUAUGGAAAAAAUUGGAAGAAAGUAGAAGAGCAUGUAGGAUCAAGAACUGGAGCUUAGAUUCGUUCACAUGCUUAAAAAUUCUUCAAUAAAUUAGAAAGAGACUAUAGCAAAAAGCACGGAUUAUUAAUAAGCUUAAAUACAAGCAGCUCAACUAAAUAAAGCAACCAAAUAAAUAAUGAAAAUGUAAAUACUUUAUCUUAAAUAUAAAUGCAAGGAACUUCCAAAAAAUCUUAAUCUUACUUAUUGGGACAAUCACAACACAGCAAUAACUCUAAUUAAACCAAGAUACUUGGAGAAAAGAAUCAAAAUAAUGCCAAGAACAUCCUCAAUAACAUCUAAUAAUAGCAGCAGCAAUAAUAAUAAUAAAUUGACUAAAACUUCCUUAUAGGGUAAGUGAUAGAAGCCUCUUUGCAAGCAGCCUAGUAAUCCUUGGGUAUUCCUACUUAGAAUUCUGUUAUUAAUUCUGCACCAAGUAUAAAUUAAAGCCACCCUUGCUUAAACCAAACUAUAUAAUAAAACCCUGUUCAUAUUCUUACUAAACCUACCUAAAGUGAUCCUUUUUUGUCUGCUCAAUUUAAUCUUAAUCUUCAAUAAUAAUAAUCUGAUAUAAACCAAACAAACUUUGACAUUCCAUCCUUCGUUCCCUCUAUUUCCUUAAGAAACAGAUCUGACUCAGUUGCGAGCAACUUUACUAUGAUGUCAGACGACGAUCAAAAAAUUACAGAUGAAGACCUUAAAAAAAUUAAGGAGUCUCUACCUCAAAUUGUCAACUCACAAAGUUUAAACGAAUGCAUAAAUCAGUAUAGUUAAUUGACUCUAAACCUUCAAAAGCAAUUGCUCUAAUCAAAUAAUGUCUAAAACAAUAUUCAGCUGCAAUAAUAGAUAAAUACUUUGUAGAGUGCAGUUCAAUUUUUAAAUGCAUAUUCAAGUAUUAACAAAUAGGCUGAAAUAUAAUAAUCACAAACAAAUGAAACUAUUAACAAUGAAAAUAUACCUAUACUGAUAGUUUAAAAUUCUUAAUCAGAAUUUAGUAACUCAAAUAGAAUACUCUAAAGCAAGUAAAAAGGAGAAGAAAAUCAAAGCAACAAAGAAAACAAUUCGAGCUUGGAGAUUGUCAAUAACAGCAAAAAAAACAUUAUAUGUGACAAUAAUAAAAAAAUUCCUACUAAAUAAAUAUUUAAUUAAAAUAACAAUCUCUAAAACUGUAUUGUUUAAGACUCUGACCGUCCAACCGAUUAUGAAAGUUUCUUCAACUUUGUUCUGAAAAAGUAUGGUAAAAUAUUUGAUCAACCAUAAAAGUCUUUAAACUCUAACAACAACAUUUGGUCUCCCCGCUUAAAUUAAUUUGUAAAACUCGAUGACGAUCAAAACCUAUCCUUUUAAAACCAAACUAAUAUUUUCUCAUAAAUUUAAUCUUCUCCUUGCAAUAAUAACCUCUUUGGGUAAAAUAUACUAGGUUCAACAAUCAACUCCAAUUAAUAAAAUUAGUGCGGCUAAAAUUAAACACUUCCUAAUAUUUUGUUAAGAUAACGCAAAAGCUCAUUUACACUCUGUGAUAAUGAAGAUGAAUAAAAAGAAGAGAAGCUUAAUAUUUUAAGAAAAAAAAUAUGCAAAAAAGCAAAGCUUAAUAAUUGA
Molecule: messenger RNA, 2139 nt
Organism: Tetrahymena thermophila SB210
Lineage: Eukaryota; Ciliophora; Oligohymenophorea; Hymenostomatida; Tetrahymenidae
Product: Myb-like DNA-binding domain, shaqkyf class protein
Exons: 5
Molecular function (GO): DNA binding
Source: RefSeq, a predicted model, not a curated record